Messenger RNA from Oryza brachyantha (malo sina), 2508 nucleotides. Its product is annotated as receptor-like serine/threonine-protein kinase SD1-8. Gene Ontology annotation, biological process: protein phosphorylation. Gene Ontology annotation, molecular function: protein serine/threonine kinase activity; ATP binding. The coding region runs from base 1 to 2508 and encodes 835 amino acids. The record is from RefSeq and is a predicted model, not a curated record. NCBI's taxonomy places the organism in Eukaryota, Viridiplantae, Streptophyta, Magnoliopsida, Poales, Poaceae. The transcript is spliced from 10 exons.
AUGGUGUCCAGCAUGGUGUCCAAGGUGUACUUUCUAGCGCGCAUGAUUGCGGAGCACAUCCUUGAUUUGCAUCGUGCAAGGGAUGUAGACUUCCUCCUCAUUCUGUUGCUUGAGGGGUUCUCCCUCGGGAAGGAGUGGGAGGUGCGGGUGGUUGUGGCAGACGUUGCCCAGAAAGUCGUGAACGUCUUAGAUCGCCCGACGAUAGCCUUCAUAACGCCAUCGAAGGGGGAGGAAAAUGAAGAGAUAAAGGACUUCAACUCCGGUGAUGAAAUGAUAACAAGGCCGACAAGGCUGCAAAUUGACUACUGGUGCUACAGCUACAGGUUACAUGUAUACAAGCCUUCUGCUCCAGCAGUGCAAUCAGCUGAAGCAACAGCCAUGGACCACCACCGGUUCCUUGCCCUCCUCUCUACGCUGAUUCUCCUCAGGCUCAGGGUGACAGCCUCUGCCGCCGGCGAGAGCACGCUGACACCUUCCAUGACCCUCGCCGGCGACCAGAGGCUGGUCUCGCCGGCGGACAUCUUCCGCCUCGGCCUCUUCCCCGCCGUCAACCGCUCCAGGUGGUUUCUUGGAAUUUGGUUCACUGUCUCGCCCGACACCGUCGUCUGGGUCGCCAACCGCGACCGCCCGCUGAGCAGCCCGUCCGGCGUGCUCGCCAUCAGCGCCGCCCGGGGAGGGCUGGUCCUCCUCGACGGCGCGGGCAACGAGACCGUUGUCUGGUCGUCGUCCAACUCCUCCGCCGCCGCCGCCGGGGUGGUAGCGGUGGUGCAGGCGGAGCUCCUCGAUACCGGCAACCUGGUGGUCAGGGACAAGGACGGCAACGUGCUGUGGCAGAGCUUCGAGCACCCGACGAACACGUUCCUCCCCGGGAUACGUGUUGGGAAGGACCUCAGGACCGGCGCCGAGUGGUCGCUCUCGUCGUGGCGCAGCGCCGACGACCCGUCGCCCGGCGACUUCAGGGGGUUCGCGCCGCGGUCGCCGGCGGAGUGGUACAUGCGGAACACGUCCGGCGGCUGCGGCCGCAGGACGCCGCUGCAGUGCGGUGCCGGCGGCGGCGGUGGCGGUGGCGGUGGCGGUGGCGAGGACGGGUUCUACCUACUGCGCGGCGUGAAGCUGCCGGAGACGCACGGCUGCGCCGUGGACACCGGCGCCACGCUCGAGGAGUGCCGGCGGAGGUGCCUGUCCGACUGCAACUGCACGGCCUUCUCCGGCGCCGACAUCCGCGGAAGCGGGAGCGGGUGCAUACAGUGGUUCGGCGAGCUGAUGGACACGCGGUUCGUCGACGGCGGGCAGGAUCUCUACGUCCGCCUUGCAAAGUCUGAAUUAGGUUUGCAACACUUUACAAGGACAAACAAGUUUGUGCUAGUCAUCACACUGGUGAUUACAGGGUUCGUGUUGCUUCUCCUGUCGCUUGGAUUAUUUCUGAUUUGGAGAAAGGCGCGGCGCGGUAAAAAAGUCAGCGUUCUUGAUGAGACAGGUGAUUUCAUCAGUGAAUGUCCUACUUAUCCUUUCGAGAUUAUUAGAGCGGCUACGAAUGGAUUCUCUCGUAAGAACGAAAUUGGGCGAGGUGGAUUUGGAAUUGUUUACAAGGGCCAGUUGCCAGAUGGCCAGGAAAUUGCUGUCAAGCAGCUAUCAAAGGAGAACACGGUUCAAGGGCUCAAAGAAUUCAUGAAUGAGGUUGACCUCAUCUGUAAGCUGCAGCACCGAAACCUCGUCCGCCUUCUCGGCUACUGCAUCCACUGUUCAGAGAGACUGCUCGUCUACGAAUUUAUGAGCAACAAGAGCCUAGACACCUUCAUCUUUGGUAAGAGAAGGGACCUGACGUUGAGCUGGAAAACGAGAAUGGGCAUCAUCCUGGACAUCGCCAGUGGGCUGCUCUACCUCCACAAGGACUCCAGGCACACCAUCAUCCACCGAGAUCUGAAGGCGGCCAAUGUUCUCCUCGACGCAGACAUGGUGGCCAAGAUCUCAGAUUUCGGGAUUGCAAGGCUCUUUUGCUGCAAUGGCGGCCACCGGGACUGCACAAUCACAGACAGGAUUAUUGGGACACAUGGAUACAUGUCACCUGAAUACGCGAUGGAUGGCAGGCUGUCAUUCAUGCAGGACGUGUAUAGCUUCGGCGUCCUUCUGCUGGAGAUUGUUAGUGGCAAGAGCAACCAACAAACCUCAAGCCUGAUAGCACAUACAUGGAGGCUAUGGGAAGAAGGCAGGAACCUGGAGCUCCUUGACCCGGCCGUGCGCGGCGAGUGCACCGCCGGCGAGCUGGAGCAGGCGACGACGUGCAUCCAGGUGGGGCUGCUGUGCGUCCAGGAGAGCCCCGACCAGCGGCCGCCGAUGGCCGACGUGAUCCACAUGCUGUCGCGGGAGAAGGCGCUGGGGCAGCCGCGGCGGCCGGUGGUGUGCACGCCGCUGGGAGCGAGACCGCGCCCUGGCGGCGGCGCCGUCGAUCACGGCGCGGAGGAGACGACCACCUGCGGCCUGACCAUCACCGACCUCGAAGCGCGAUAG